AUGAGUGCAGUUGGCUUAAAAUUAAAUGGAGUUAGUUUAAAGACGAGUCUAGUGGGUUUAAAGAUGGGGUAUCGAGUUCUAGUGAGAUUCUUCCGGAAGAAAGAGGGACUGAUGGAUGAAAAGGAGGUAAGAGAAGUCCUAAGGAUGUUAUUUAGAUGUUCAACUGGGGUAAGUAUGGGUAGAGUGGGUAGUAGUAGAGUUAGUAGUAGUAUGGGUAGUAGUAGUAGAGUAAGUAGUAGAGUAAGUAGUGAAGAGGUGGUUGGUGGAUUAGGAGUUGGAAGUGAUCAAUUAAGUACGGGGGAAGUAUUGGGUUAUGUGGGUGGUAGUACUGAUACAAUCACUGGAGAUUCUCUUGCUUUGUUGCCUGGUCUGGGUAGUACUACGAGUGGUUCAGGGACAGUUGGUGGGUCUAGUGCUAAAGAGAUUGUUAAAUUAAGUGAUAAUAAUUUGUUAUCUCAAAGUAGUAACUUAGAUAAGAGUUUAGAUAAGCAAAAUAACAAUUUAGAUAAGAGUUUAUCUAACAAUUUAGAUAGGAGUUUAUCUAAUAACUUAAGUGGUAACUUAUCUAAUCAAAACAACAAUCUAAGUGGUAACUUAUCUAAUCAAAGUAACAACUUAAGUGGUAACUUAUCUAACGACUUAUCUAACAAUCUAAGUGGUAGCUUAUCUAAUCAAAGUAACACUUUAGAUAAGCAAAGUAAUACUUUAGAUAAGCAAAGUAGUAACUUAUUUAAUGGUUUAAUUAGUCCUUUAGCUGGAACUGCUAGUCGUAGUAAUGGGCCGGGUGUGAAAGAAGAACAGAGUGAGUGCAUGUACAAGUUUAAUGUUGAUUUGGGAGAGAAAAAGAUAGUCGCUGGUGAUGGGCCUGUCUUUGAGUUUAAGUUAGAUUAA
This is a messenger RNA of Nematocida homosporus, 891 nucleotides long. RefSeq lists its product as uncharacterized. Bases 1 to 891 code for a protein of 296 amino acids. Lineage: Eukaryota; Fungi; Microsporidia. The record is from RefSeq and is a predicted model, not a curated record. The transcript has a single exon.